AUGGCUGCUGUACGCACCUUUACGCUGCCGCAUUACGAGGCCUACCCCGUGCAAGUUGCCCUGUUCAAAGACGUCAAGAACGCCGACUUUCUGAGGAGCCAGCUGCUGGCGGCCAAUCCAGCGUUCGACUAUGCAUUUCUCGAUGCUGCCAUGAUCCUCACCCCUCUGCACCUCCUAACCGCCACCUUCCACGCGCUGCACGCCUUCGCAACGCACACGCAAAAAACCCGCACUCCACACAGCGAGCUCGUCUUCCGCCUCUCGCCCAACAACAACAUCGGCGCAUCCUACAAGACCUUCGGCAUCGCUCCCGACACCACGUCGUUGGUCUGCGUCAAGCUGCCGCUUCGCGCCGACGGGAGCGCAGAUGAGCGCGUGACGCGGGACAGCGUGGCGGCGCACUUGGGACAAGUGGUCGAGGGGGAGAGCGUGCAGGUUGGGGAGCUGGGGGAGGGAUUGGGACAGUUUGCGGAAGUGCAUAGGGUGAAGAAGGUGUAUAAGAUUGCGUGUGCAAAGGGGGGGAGCAAGGGGAUGAAAGACGAUAGAGGGGAUUUGGAGAGUGUGGUGCUGGGCGCGAUUGCACUGAAGGGGUCGUGA
Molecule: messenger RNA, 597 nt
Organism: Ascochyta rabiei
Lineage: Eukaryota; Fungi; Ascomycota; Dothideomycetes; Pleosporales; Didymellaceae
Exons: 2
Coding region: 1-597 (198 amino acids)
Biological process (GO): telomere maintenance via recombination; tRNA threonylcarbamoyladenosine modification
Cellular component (GO): nucleus; EKC/KEOPS complex; cytosol
Source: RefSeq, a predicted model, not a curated record